AUGGCACCGAAAACCAGCGGAAAGGCCGCCAAGAAGUCCGGCAAGGCCCAGAAGAACAUCGCCAAGGGAGACAAGAAGAAGAGGAAGGUCCGCAGGAAGGAAUCCUAUGCUAUCUACAUCUUCAAAGUGUUGAAGCAAGUCCACCCUGAUACCGGAAUCUCGUCCAAGGCCAUGAGCAUCAUGAACAGCUUUGUCAACGAUAUCUUCGAACGUAUCGCUGCUGAAUCCUCUCGGCUGGCUCACUACAACAAGCGCUCGACCAUCACAUCCCGCGAAAUCCAGACUGCCGUGCGUCUGCUGCUUCCGGGAGAGUUGGCCAAACACGCCGUCUCUGAAGGAACCAAGGCUGUCACCAAGUACACUAGCUCCAAGUAAAUUUGCACAGCUGUGUGAAGCUACGCUUCAAAACGGCCCUUUUCAGGGCCACAAAACAUUUUGUUUUGAGAGUUGUGCUAUUUUACUUUUCAAAUAUCGAUUUUUAAUAA
Molecule: messenger RNA, 485 nt
Organism: Uranotaenia lowii
Lineage: Eukaryota; Metazoa; Arthropoda; Insecta; Diptera; Culicidae
Product: histone H2B
Exons: 1
Coding region: 1-375 (124 amino acids)
Cellular component (GO): nucleosome
Molecular function (GO): structural constituent of chromatin; DNA binding; protein heterodimerization activity
Source: RefSeq, a predicted model, not a curated record